This is a messenger RNA of Melopsittacus undulatus (budgerigar), 1185 nucleotides long. RefSeq names its product hydrocephalus-inducing protein homolog. Gene Ontology annotation, cellular component: axoneme. The coding region runs from base 1 to 1185 and encodes 394 amino acids. The transcript has 8 exons. Gene Ontology annotation, biological process: cilium movement; axonemal central apparatus assembly. Lineage: Eukaryota; Metazoa; Chordata; Aves; Psittaciformes; Psittaculidae. The record is from RefSeq and is a predicted model, not a curated record.
AUGGUGAAGAUCACCAACACUGGGCACUUCCCUGCAUCUUUCCGUGUCGAUGGAUAUGUCCUGUAUAACACAGGCUUCAGCGUGUGCCUGGAGUGUGUGAAGCGCCUGCCCUCCUGUGAGAGCAAGACAUUUGAAGUGUGCUUCGACCCACAAAGUGCCAACCUGCCCCUGGGAAAAGUGGAUGUGCUCCUGCCCAUCAAGGUCAGGGGAGGCCCCACAUUCCAGGUCCGCCUCCGUGCCAUGGUGGCUGAGCCAUCCCUCUGCGUGUCCAGGGACAGGCUGGAGUUCUCUGCUGUCCAGUGUGGGCAGUGCCAGGAAGAAACCAUCCAGCUCCACAACACGUUCCAGGUCCCCUGUAAAUGGUCCAUCAGCAUGACUGAUCCUGUUGAGGAGGUGGACAAACAUCUGCCAGGGAGCGAGCACCAGAAGCUGCUGGAGGAGAUGAAGUCUGUGCCCUGUGGCUUUGAGGUGCUGCCCUCAGCUGGAAGCCUCGCUCCAGGACAGCAGUGCCACGUCCAAGUCCGUUUUUCACCCACGGAAGAGAAGUGCUACCGGGGCGAGCUGCAGAUCCAGAUUUGCCAGAGCAGCCAACGCCUGCAGGUGCCGGUCUUGGGACGUGGUCUGGAGCCACGGCUGGAGUCCAUCCCCGCAGAGCUGGACCCCAACAGCUUGUUGCUGCCUCCGUGUGCCCCGGGAGAGAAGCUGACUGAUGAGGCCCAAGGAAGGGGCAUAAAAAUGAAGGUUGACAUUGUGGAUCCACCAGGAAAGGUGGUGAAGCUGGGAAACGUCUUCAUUGGACAGACGGUGAAGAAGAUGGUCACCGUAGCCAACAAGAGUGCAGCCCCUCUCACCUUUAAGCUGAGGGUCACGUCCACCGUGCCAGAGUUGCAGGAAGCUGGGGUUCUGUGCUUGAAGCCCAGCAAGGAUCUAAAGCUGAAGGGCAGAGGAGACACCUGCAAAGUGGAGGUGACCUUCUCCCCGAAGCGCCGCAUGCAGCCGUUCAGCGGGGAAGUGCUGCUGGAGUGCCGCGGGCUGGUGCGCUCCCUCUGUGUGGUGCGGGGCUCCUGCCAGGGCAGCCUCGUGAGCCUGGACCAGGACCAGCUCAGCUUUGGAGCCGUGGUGCAGCAGAGCUACACGUGCCGGCGCAUCGUCAUGCGGAACGCGGGCGACACGAGGGUCAGGUAA